AUGUCACACAACCCAUCAGAACUACCACCUUACUCAGAAAAGCACGAUUCUGAAGAAAAGUCCACACCUACUAGUAUUCAAACUACAACCAACCGAAUCGCAGGCACAAUAAACACGUGCUCAGUUAAGGAUGGCCAGGUAGACUAUUUCACGGUCGUCCGUGAUUCUCCAACGAGCUAUCACGUUUCUCUAACAAUCGAUCCCACCCCCAUAUACCGCAUCGAGCUCGUGUCAGAUUCCACCAAGCUAGGCGACAUCCAAGUGUUCCCAGCUAAUGACCCCAAUCUUCCCGCCAUCGCAGCCGCGCGACUAUCCACCAAUCCUAAGAAGAGUAAGACCGAACCAGCAGCUACAACAUGUGUCUCCUCACCUCACGAUCCUAACUCGACCUGGUGGCCGUUAACCCGCAGUAGCACUGUCUUACUCACCGGCAUCGUUUCACCAAUUCCGAUCAUCACGGUUCCGGGUAGAGCAGCUAUAACACAUAAUUUCUCGUGGGAGAUCUCUUCAGAACCGAUAUAUCGACUGUGGUGGUGUGGACAACUUCCUUUUGUGCCGAAAUCGGGCUUCGUACAUGUUCCAAGGGGGCCGGAGUACCAAUUCGCGGCGAUGACGCGGAAAAGUGCUGCGGGUGGAGAGAAUAUUUUAGAGAUUAGGAGAGGUGGGGGGUUGGAUUUUGAGUUGACUGUUUUGUUGCACUUUUUUGUGCUUGUUCAUAUGGAGAAGGGUCAGUUACUCUAG
This is a messenger RNA of Glarea lozoyensis ATCC 20868, 741 nucleotides long. RefSeq lists its product as uncharacterized. The coding region runs from base 1 to 741 and encodes 246 amino acids. NCBI's taxonomy places the organism in Eukaryota, Fungi, Ascomycota, Leotiomycetes, Helotiales, Helotiaceae. The record is from RefSeq and is a predicted model, not a curated record. The transcript has a single exon.